AUGGCGCUCUCAUUCUGGUUUGCCUCCCAACAGGCCAAGCGCACCAAGAAGGUCGGGAUCGUGGGUAAAUAUGGGACCCGUUACGGUGCAUCCCUUAGGAAAAUGGUGAAGAAGAUUGAAAUCAGCCAGCAUGCCAAGUAUACCUGCUCCUUCUGUGGCAAGACCAAAAUGAAGAGGAAGGCUGUGGGUAUCUGGCAUUGUGGAUCCUGCAUGAAGACAGUUGCUGGUGGUGCCUGGACUUACAAUACCACCUCUGCAGUGACAGUCAAAUCUGCCAUCAGAAGACUGAAGGAACUGAAAGACCAGUAGAAGCUACUUCCUGUUCUCCUUGUGAAACAUCCUUUUUUCUGCACUGUCAAGAUCUGUCCUUUUAUUAAUAAAAGGGUGAUGAUGGA
Ficedula albicollis (Collared flycatcher) is the source of this 395-nucleotide messenger RNA. RefSeq names its product ribosomal protein L37a (gene RPL37A). Gene Ontology annotation, cellular component: ribosome. Bases 1 to 309 code for a protein of 102 amino acids. Gene Ontology annotation, biological process: translation. The transcript has 4 exons. The record is from RefSeq and is a predicted model, not a curated record. Lineage: Eukaryota; Metazoa; Chordata; Aves; Passeriformes; Muscicapidae. Gene Ontology annotation, molecular function: structural constituent of ribosome.